Lachancea mirantina is the source of this 1863-nucleotide messenger RNA. The record is from the annotation of a GenBank genome assembly. NCBI's taxonomy places the organism in Eukaryota, Fungi, Ascomycota, Saccharomycetes, Saccharomycetales, Saccharomycetaceae.
AUGAGAGGUUCACUAAAUUUGCGGCUUGCGAGUGGACUCGGUCGGGUGAGUUUUGCCCACGUUCGCCUCAAUCGGCCCGGUUGGGCGCGAUUUUCAUCUAGCAAACCAAACGACAAACCAGAGGAAACCUUUACCAAAUUAUCGGACGAAAAUGAUCCUCAAAGAAACGCUUUCUUUCAGUAUAGUUGGGGAUCAUGGCUCAAGAACGAUAAGCUGGAAAAGUCAAAGCGGGAAACACGGUUUUCCAUUGAGGGCUUGAACGACGUUUUGAGUGAGCUUUACAACCAGUCUAGGAUCCUAGCCAAGUCUGAAGAAGCCGAGAUUCCACCUCCAAAAUUCCACAGAAAUCUUACCGUAACACUCCCACACAAUCUGUCUGUUAAAAACAUUGGCGUCGUAAACCCCAAUGAAAAAGUUCAAAUCAAGACGAUGGCCAGUAUCCACGAGGGUAAGCAUCAUCGGAUUUAUAAGAUCGAUACGAACGCCGGCAAGCCUUUUAUCUUGAGAAUUCCAUAUGCGCUAGACGGCGAAACGAAUUUGGCCGAGCGUCUCAAGAGUGAAGUUGCAACGAUGGAUUUCGCGGAUCUGAAGCUGGGUUUGAAAGUGCCAAAAGUAUACUGUUAUGCUGCUUACUCCACCAACCCUAUCAGACAGCCAUUUAUUCUUGAAGAAUUUAUUGAGGGCGAACUUUUAAUGAGACAGUGGAGUCCACUUGAGGAAGAUGCCGCUGAUGGGAAGUCGCACAUUGAUAAGCUCAACAAAGUUAUAGAGCCAUUAUCAGAAUUUCAGAGCAGACUAUUGGAAACCGAAUUCACUUCUUAUGGUAGUCUUUACUUUGCUAAAGAUUUUAGCCAGACUAAUGAAAUUGCCUACGAGGGCGAGACAAGACCGGAUUUGAAAAACAGAUGGAGGGUGGGACCUUCCACGGAGAGAUGUUACUGGAACAAGGGCUCGGCUCUGAGCACAGAAGCGUUGAAAAAGUUUACUGGCCCAUGGAAAGCGGACCAACCAACAGCCAUGAUCAAAGCUCUGGCCGAAUUGGAAGUUGAGAGCGCUAAAGCGCGUUUGGCAUUGAUCGAAGCGGGCUCGUCCCCUGAGGUUGCGGACAAAUCCUUGUUAGAGAAUCAAAUCCGAACUUACGAGGACUUGGCAAAGGCCUCGGCAUCAUUAUUCAACACCAAUUCGAGUGCUAUUCCAAACAUCAAAGAGCUGUUCAAACCCCGACUCUAUCACCCAGAUCUCGACCCCAUGAACAUGAUUGUCGGCAAAGACGGAACGUCGUAUCUUUUAGACUUCGAGAGCUGCUGCAUCAAACCUUUCAUCUUGCAAAAUUGCUCUCAAUAUGUCGCAUACGAUGGACCCAAAAUUUAUGACCUCAAAGAGGAUGUUGAGGGCUACGAGGAAUUGAAUGAUGCUCAAAAGGAGCAAUACAAAUUCAUGUACAAGAGAACCAGAAAUCAACAUUUGUGGGAAGCUGCUUUAAACAAGAACCAAAGUAAGCUCAUCUCUGCUGUGGCACCUCCAAUCAAGCUACUACGCUGUCCUUACAUCAACUGUAUUGAGAGGAAAAACGACGACGAAUAUCUGCUAGUCGAAGAAGCACUAGUGCAAUUGAAAGAGGUCUGGGACGUUUUUGCCAAAAAUAAGCUCGUGAAUGCUCCUGAAUUUCCCAUCAGCUACUCUGACAAGCAAUUGGAACAUCACACAAACUCUCUGAAUUCCUUCCACGAGAAACUGAUCUCGUCGCCCUUCGCCGCUACGCAGGGCUGGAUCCCACAAGAUAUGUUCGACAACUUAGUUAAAGCUGAAAUGCUUGUCAAAGAUAAAGACGGGAACUACGCCGUCAAUAUCGGAAAACAGUGA